AUGCUCCGCUCAUACGCAAAGUCGAAUCAAAGUGCAUGGGUUGAUUACCUACCUACGAUUGAGUUUGCUAUCAACUCAUCACCCGCCGCCUCCACAAAGAUGGCACCCUUCGAGGUUUGCAACGGCCGGAUUCCAAGACAGAUUGGACUGCCUGCUCGCUUGUCAGGGCAAAGCCCUGUGCUCCCAGACGAGCUCAUGGAUCGGUUGGCAAAGAUACAGCAUGAAGCAUCCUCCAACUUGCAACAGCACUUUGACAAGGCUUCGUCAUCAGAACACAUUGAACCCCCCUUCAGGGAGGGAGACGAAGUGUAUGUUAGCACACACUUAUUACGAAAUGAAGAUGCGAAGUACCGCUCAAACAAACUCACACCACCAUACGAUGGUCCGUUCAAGAUUAAGAACGUUCUCGGUCCAGCGCAUUAUCGCGUGGACUUCUCACCAUUGAAAGUGCGCAUACACGAUGUCAUCAACACCAAGUUCCUGAAGAGAACGAAAGGCACCCGAUCUGUGCAUCGACCAGGUCCUUUGCAAGGGUUCAGCGAUGAUGUGUACGCAAUGGAACGAAUCCUGCGCCACAGAAAGCAUCGCGGUAGACUCGAGUACCUAGUGAAGUGGCUCGGCUAUCCGGAAUAUGAAGCAACAUACGUUCAGGCCAAAGACAUGAUUGGCUCACGAUGCAAACGCUUAUUGGCUGAAUAUCAACUUCAGACUGCCAAAGCAGAUGCUGCCAAAGAGCGCUCUCUCAAACGCAGGUCUCAGAAGAGCAACGCUCGACACAUAAGGUCAAAGACCUCAAAGCUAUACAGCAAGACCCUACUCUAA
Molecule: messenger RNA, 822 nt
Organism: Salpingoeca rosetta
Lineage: Eukaryota; Choanoflagellata; Craspedida; Salpingoecidae
Exons: 2
Coding region: 1-822 (273 amino acids)
Biological process (GO): negative regulation of transcription by RNA polymerase II; chromatin organization
Cellular component (GO): pericentric heterochromatin
Molecular function (GO): nucleic acid binding; chromatin binding
Source: RefSeq, a predicted model, not a curated record